AUAAAGAUAAAAGAGCAGCCAAAAUCACAAACAGCCAAAGAAGGGUCAAAAGUUGAACUAGCUUGCAAGAUUGAGAGAGCGAGCAAGAAGUUCAUGUAUCAGUGGUAUAAAGAUGGUGUUGCCAUGGAUGGAAAGAACAAGACCGUUCUUGUUCUGGAUCCAGUUGAGCUGCGGGAUUUUGGGUCUUACGUGUGUCAUGUGAGCUUUAAGGAUUCAUAUGAUGAAGGCGAAGAGACAAACACUGCAAUACUUGACGUCAUCCCUCAGCCGGGGCGUAAUGGAAUGAGACCGAAACUUCUGACAGAGUUAGACUUCGACACGAUGUAUGAUGUGGCAUUGCUAUUGGAAAUCAAGAAACCUGGGCUCAGGGACUGGAGAGCAAUUGGUCUUAAAUACGGUAUCAGAGAUUACAAGCUAACGGCUAUGGCUAAUUCCGGUGAACCUGGGACAGAACUCCUCCAAUUUUUGAGAGCGUCCAUCCCAGAUUUGACGGUAUAUGAUUUUUGUAAAACACUCAAAGAAGACAGCUUUAAGAGGUUGGACAUUGUAGCGAAACUAGAGAAUCACCUUUUAGUCGCGAUCAGUGACUAA
Porites lobata is the source of this 591-nucleotide messenger RNA. NCBI's taxonomy places the organism in Eukaryota, Metazoa, Cnidaria, Anthozoa, Scleractinia, Poritidae. The record is from the annotation of a GenBank genome assembly.